AUGGCACCCUCCAAGAUUGAACUCGAGAGACAGGACAGGGCCCGCGAUGCUGCCUUCAACAAGGCGAUGCACGGAGAAACUGCCCAGUCCACAGGUGGUUUCCGCGCCAUGAUUGGCAAGGGUGGUAAGGGCACCGAUGCUCAGAGAGCUGCUGUAGACGAGUACUUCAAGCACUGGGACAACAAAGAUGCCAAGGACGAGACUGAGGAGGACCGCGCUAAGCGAACAGCCGAAUACGCCACCUUAACAAGACAUUACUACAACCUUGCUACCGACUUAUACGAAUAUGGUUGGGGUCAAUCCUUCCAUUUCUGCCGAUACUCUCUAGGCGAGAACUUUUACCAAGCCAUUGCCCGACAUGAACACUACCUGGCGCACCAGAUCGGUAUUAAGGAGGGCAUGAAGGUACUAGAUGUUGGUUGUGGUGUUGGUGGCCCUGCCCGAGAGAUUGCCAAGUUUACUGGUUGCCAUAUCACUGGCUUGAACAACAACGACUACCAAAUCCAACGCGCCACUCACUACGCCGCGAAAGAUGGUCUCUCGAACCAGUUAAAAUUCGUCAAGGGUGAUUUCAUGCAAAUGGACUUCCCCGACAACAGCUUCGACGCUGUUUAUGCCAUCGAGGCUACCGUUCACGCGCCCAAGCUUGAGGGUGUCUAUAGCGAGAUCUUCCGAGUGUUAAAGCCCGGUGGUGUCUUCGGUGUGUACGAAUGGCUCAUGACGGAUGACUACGACAACAACAACCUAGAACACCGUGAGAUUCGCCUUGGUAUUGAGCAGGGUGAUGGUAUUUCGAACAUGGUUAAGAUCUCGGAAGGUCUCGAAGCUAUGAAGAUCGCUGGUUUCGACUUGUUACAUCACGAAGAUCUUGCUGACCGCCCCGACCCUAUUCCGUGGUACUGGCCACUUGCUGGUGACUGGAAGUACAUGCAAUCAGUAUUCGACACGUUCACUAUCGCACGGAUGACAUGGUGGGGUCGCACGCUGGCGCAUAACUUUGCAGCCUUCCUGGAGCUGACCCGUUUAGCCCCGGCGGGUACCAAGAAGACGGCGGAUAGUCUGGCUCGCGCAGGUGACUGCUUAGUUGCCGGUGGUGCUAAACAUCUCUUCACACCUAUGUACUUGAUGGUUGGAAAGAAGCCAGAGCAGAAGUAA
Molecule: messenger RNA, 1155 nt
Organism: Daldinia childiae
Lineage: Eukaryota; Fungi; Ascomycota; Sordariomycetes; Xylariales; Hypoxylaceae
Product: Sterol 24-C-methyltransferase erg-4
Exons: 3
Coding region: 1-1155 (384 amino acids)
Biological process (GO): ergosterol biosynthetic process
Cellular component (GO): endoplasmic reticulum
Molecular function (GO): sterol 24-C-methyltransferase activity
Source: RefSeq, a predicted model, not a curated record